Molecule: messenger RNA, 821 nt
Organism: Theileria parva strain Muguga
Lineage: Eukaryota; Apicomplexa; Aconoidasida; Piroplasmida; Theileriidae
Product: emp24/gp25L/p24 family/GOLD family protein
Exons: 4
Coding region: 112-747 (211 amino acids)
Biological process (GO): endoplasmic reticulum to Golgi vesicle-mediated transport; Golgi organization; intracellular protein transport
Cellular component (GO): Golgi apparatus; COPII-coated ER to Golgi transport vesicle; endoplasmic reticulum
Source: RefSeq, a predicted model, not a curated record
UACACUGUAAACAUUAGUAACAAAGUUGGCAGAGUGAAUAGUGAGAAUGUGGGAGAAGUAUAAGAUUGAUAACCCUAUAAUUAAAAAUAAUUUAGUGUAUAUAUUGGAACAAUGUGUUCCGGGGCUAAAAAUAUAAGGAUAAAAUUUUGGUUUAUUUUAUUACUGAUCGCUGGGGAAUUUGUUCGUUGUAUUAACAUCACUUUGGCUCCCAAGGAAUUACGCUGCUUCACUUCCUACGCUUCCAAAGGAGAUAAGAUCAUCGGGUCUGUUGGUGUGGUACCGGCGGAUUCGAUGGCUGAGGUGAAUUUAUACAAAGUUGAGAGUAACUUAAUACAUAACCAAAGGGAUAAUCCUAUACCAUCGCUCGAUUUCUCAAAUCUUAAUUUUAACGUGUUGGAGAAUAGUUUUUAUUCGUUGUGUGUGACGAAUCAUCAUUCGGACUAUGUGACGUUUGUGAUAUCAUUUAGAGUUGAAACCAUUUCCAAUAAAGGAAUGUCCUCACUUUCAACCGUUGAAGACCUCAAAGGCGUUAUCACCUACGCAGAACGACUUCUCACUUCCACUAGGGAGAUAAUGGAGCGUAUGGAGGCGUAUAGUACGCGUGAGUAUUUGUUGUCGAAGAUAAUAAAUAAGAUGAACUCGCGUAUUAUUACUUGGUCAAUUGUUCAAAUGAUCGUCGUUAUCGGGCUCUGCUGCUAUCAAAUCUACCACAUCUCCUCCUUCUUCGAAGUUAAAUCUUUCGUAUAAUAUACUCACAUUUUACACACAUUUUACAGUUAUUCUUUUAGCAGCAAAUAAGAGAGGAAAAUUUAUUUAUCGCA